UACCGUUUGUUUACCCUCAAAUAUAAUUUCUUAAAGAAACACUACAGCGGCAUUCAUUAAGGAAAACAUAACUUACGAACACUGUAACAUGUCAAAAGUAAUUAAAAAAAUCUUCUGGAACUACGCUACUUUUUCUGGUACUGCCACACACAAGAUGGCGGUUUCUGUUCACUGGUGACGUAAUCAAAGAGCGCCGAUAAACUUCUCUAAAGGGAAGGUUCAUGUACUGUCAUUUUGUCAAUUUCAUAACCAAGCCUGAAUCCUAAAGGAGUUUAACAAGAACAGGCACAAUGUCGUUGACCAACACUACCUUGCGGCUACUAAAUGCAGCCAGACGGUCUAUAACAUUUAGUGCUGUUAGGACUCAAGGCACAGUUACAAAGCAGAAAGACUUUCAGACACAGAAGGAACAUAAAAGCAAAAAAUUACAAUUUGACUGGCAAGACCCCCUGUGUCUGGAUUCCCAGCUAACAGAGGAAGAAAUCCUCAUAAGAGACAGUUUCCGCUCCUACUGCCAGGACAGGCUGAUGCCCCGCAUCCUCAUGGCCAACAGAAAAGAAGAGUUUGACCGGGAGAUAUUAUCAGAAAUGGGAUCACUUGGUGUUCUCGGAUCAACUAUUAAUGGGUAUGGGUGUGCAGGUACAUCUUAUGUGGCAUACGGACUGUUAGCUCGCGAGGUGGAGAGGGUAGACAGCAGCUAUCGGUCAGUGAUGAGCGUCCAAUCCUCUCUUGUUAUGCAUCCAAUCUACGCAUACGGGACAGAAGAACAGAAGCAAAAAUACCUGCCCAGACUUGCAAGAGGGGAAUUGCUUGGCUGUUUUGGUCUCACAGAACCAAACCAUGGUAGUGACCCAGCAGGGAUGGAAACCAGAGCGCGUUACAACCCAAGUGGCAAAUCUUACACACUGAAUGGAUCCAAAACAUGGAUCACUAAUUCCCCUAUUGCUGACCUCUGUGUGGUUUGGGCAAUAUGUGAAGAUGGUAGAGUCAGGGGUUUCCUGAUUGAGAGGGGAACUAAGGGGCUGUCCACCCCCAAAAUAGAAGGCAAAUUUUCUCUUCGGGCUUCAGCAACAGGCAUGAUCCUUAUGGAAGAUGUAGAAAUACCAGAGGAAAAUCUGCUUCCAAAUGUUUCAGGAAUGGGUGGUCCCUUUGGCUGUCUGAAUAAUGCUCGUUAUGGUAUUUCUUGGGGAGCCUUAGGUGCAGCUGAGUUUUGUCUUCAUGCCGCCAGGCAAUAUACUUUAGAUAGGAUACAAUUUGGCGUCCCUCUUGCCAGAAACCAACUGAUCCAGAAGAAGAUGGCAGACAUGUUGACAGAAAUUACUAUUGGCCUACAGGCCUGUCUACAACUAGGUCGUCUAAAAGAUGAGGGAAGAGCCACCCCAGAAAUGAUAUCUAUGCUAAAAAGGAAUUCAUGUGGCAAGGCGCUUGAUAUAGCCAGGCAAGCAAGGGACAUGCUAGGGGGAAAUGGUAUUUCAGAUGAGUAUCAUAUCAUCAGGCACGUCAUGAAUCUGGAGGCUGUUAACACAUAUGAAGGUACACAUGAUGUCCAUGCUUUAAUUCUUGGAAGAGCUAUUACAGGACUGCAGGCAUUCACUGUAAAUAAAUGAUGUUGAGAAAAGGGAAUCUGGGAACUGAGGAGGAGAUUGCAACGGUUAUGAAAUUAAAUCUUGAACUUUCAGAACAGAAUUUUAAUGUAGACUGAAUCUUGUCAUACUGUUUGUCUUUGUCUAUCAAUUAAACAUAUUUCUUCUACAAUAAAAGGGACCGUGUACUGUAAAAAA
This is a messenger RNA of Bombina bombina (fire-bellied toad), 1781 nucleotides long. RefSeq names its product glutaryl-CoA dehydrogenase (gene GCDH). Gene Ontology annotation, molecular function: flavin adenine dinucleotide binding; fatty-acyl-CoA binding; glutaryl-CoA dehydrogenase activity. Bases 291 to 1607 code for a protein of 438 amino acids. Lineage: Eukaryota; Metazoa; Chordata; Amphibia; Anura; Bombinatoridae. Gene Ontology annotation, biological process: fatty-acyl-CoA biosynthetic process; fatty acid beta-oxidation using acyl-CoA dehydrogenase. Gene Ontology annotation, cellular component: mitochondrial inner membrane. The record is from RefSeq and is a predicted model, not a curated record. The transcript is spliced from 12 exons.